AUGUCCAUCCUAGGGCACAAUAAACCUACAUGGCGUCGAGCUUCUCGAUUGGGCAAUGGGGCUCAGCGUCGGCUCCGCGACCGACGACCACUGCCCUGUAUCCUUGCGCCACCGGACAAGGCUCUGCUGCCGCCGGAGCUCGUCCUUUUCCUUCUCGUACUUUUCAAUGCUCGACUGGGCCACGCUCGCCGGCACACCGGACGCACCGCUGGAGAUUGUGCUUUUCGAGCCGGUGGUCGGCGUCAAGACGUCGAGCUGGCCUGUGUCGGGGUUGAUGCCUUGGACGCCGAGAAAGUCGCCGCUGGCUUUGAGGUCCUUGCGCCGGCGAUGGACCUCUCUCUUUUGCCGAAAGGGCUUGUCGUCUUCGGGGGAGAGGCGUUGGUCCCAAUGGUCGCCACGACAAGCAUCACGGGACACAAAAGGUGCAAUCGUGGACUGUGA
Messenger RNA from Sporothrix schenckii 1099-18, 441 nucleotides. RefSeq lists its product as uncharacterized. The record is from RefSeq and is a predicted model, not a curated record. The transcript has a single exon. NCBI's taxonomy places the organism in Eukaryota, Fungi, Ascomycota, Sordariomycetes, Ophiostomatales, Ophiostomataceae. The coding region runs from base 1 to 441 and encodes 146 amino acids.